Molecule: messenger RNA, 984 nt
Organism: Neogale vison (American mink)
Lineage: Eukaryota; Metazoa; Chordata; Mammalia; Carnivora; Mustelidae
Gene: CABP4
Product: calcium binding protein 4
Exons: 6
Coding region: 1-834 (277 amino acids)
Molecular function (GO): calcium ion binding
Source: RefSeq, a predicted model, not a curated record
AUGGCCGCAGAGCAGGUGAGGGGGCUGCAUGGCCCAGACCCGGCCCCCAGCCUGCAGAAGCCUCCUGCGGGGGUCGUGGCUUCCAGGAGUAGUGCUGAGGGUCUCCCCUUGACCAGGAAGAGGAGCAAGAAGGAGAGGGGGCUCCGAGGGUCCCAGAAGGGUGCUGGCAGCUCUCAGGAGCAGACCCGUCUCCCGGGUCCCGAGGCCGCAGGGAGCAGCAGGAACCCCUCUGGGACUGGAGGACAGGAGGGGACGGGUCCUGCGACCCCAGGGCCAGCCUCCCGUCGCCAGUCCCACCGGCAUCGCUCUGGCCCCCAGCACGAUGCUGCUCAGAAGACAUACGGACCCUUGCUCAACCGCAUCUUCGGGAAGGACCGCGAGCUGGGCCCCGAGGAGCUGGAUGAGCUGCAGGCCGCCUUUGAGGAGUUUGACACUGACCAUGACGGCUACAUCGGCUACCGGGAGCUGGGCGACUGCAUGAGGACGCUGGGCUACAUGCCCACCGAGAUGGAGCUCAUCGAGGUCUCCCAGCACGUCAAGAUGAGGAUGGGUGGCCGCGUGGACUUCGAGGAGUUUGUGGAAUUGAUGAGCCCAAAGCUGAGGGAGGAGACGGCGCACAUGCUGGGGGUGCGGGAGCUGCGCAUCGCCUUCCGAGAGUUUGACAGGGACAGAGAUGGACGGAUCACCGUGGCAGAGCUGCGACAGGCAGCACCAGCUUUGCUGGGGGAGCCGCUGGUGGGUUCCGAGCUGGAUGAGAUGCUCCGAGAAGUGGACCUCAACGGGGAUGGCACCGUAGACUUUGACGAGUUUGUGAUGAUGCUUCUCACCCACUGAGGCUCUAGCCGGGAGAACGCGUUGCCCCUCGGGCCCCAGGCCAGCAGUGUUCACGCUGUACACCCUCCUCAUGAGGCCCCAGAAUGGAAGAGACCCAGCGGCUCCCAGGCUGCUUCGGAACCUUGACAACAUCUGGCUGGUGCUUGUACG